This is a messenger RNA of Ruditapes philippinarum (Manila clam), 3505 nucleotides long. Its product is annotated as glutamate receptor 3-like. Lineage: Eukaryota; Metazoa; Mollusca; Bivalvia; Venerida; Veneridae. Gene Ontology annotation, cellular component: plasma membrane; postsynaptic membrane. Gene Ontology annotation, biological process: modulation of chemical synaptic transmission; synaptic transmission, glutamatergic; monoatomic ion transport. The record is from RefSeq and is a predicted model, not a curated record. The coding region runs from base 444 to 3149 and encodes 901 amino acids. Gene Ontology annotation, molecular function: glutamate-gated receptor activity; transmitter-gated monoatomic ion channel activity involved in regulation of postsynaptic membrane potential. The transcript is spliced from 17 exons.
UUCCAUAACUGACAAUGAGAGCAUUGGUAUUCCAUUGCCUGAACGAACUAGUCAGCUUUUUUUAAUCUAGAAUUGUUUCAUUUACCUUAGCUUUUUUAACCAACAGUAUAAAAAUGUUGCGUUGACUUUUAUUCUUUCGCAUUAUUCAUUCAUUUCGGAUUGAUGAACUAUUGACAUGAUAUUAUUUUUUUACAUAUAGGAAUAUUAUUUUAUCGUGCUCUUGGGACAUUGUCUUUUAACUGAUAUAACAGGAGUUUAGAAGAGAGAGACGAGAUUAUAACAAAAGAAAAACAAAUGCCAGAAAUGUGUAUAAACGCUUUAAAGAAUGCUACUUGACAAGAAGGAAAGUGUGCAAAUAAGAAAUAAAAUGAAGAAUUAAAAUGUCAGAAGAAUGGUGCUGAGAAUAGAAUAGAAGUAAAAGAGGAGCAGUUUUGCCCGCCGUAAUGAUGCCCAUGUGGACAUCAAAGGACAAUUUACACUGCAACAUUCAAUUUAUCUUCCUAUACAUGUUAAAUGCAGCCUUACUCUCGACUUCGCUCCUGGAAACAGAUACGGACAAAACAGUAAACAUAGGUGUUGUUUUAGACAGUGCUGAUCCAAGAGCAGAGUCCAUAAUAAUGUCUAUAAAAAUUGCUAUGCAGGCUUCAAACAAAUCCAUAUCUGCUAAAAUGAAUCCAUUGAUAAAUAAAACCGAUCUUAACAACUGUUUCAACCUAACCAAUACUUUUUGUCACCUCAUUUCGAUGCAACCUAUUGCCUUGUUUGGAAUAAGUAACGGAGAAGCGUAUAAUGUUUUCAAAUCAUAUAGUAGUAAGCUAGAAAUACCAAUGUUUCUACCUACAAAGUCACGAGGAUUAAAUGACAAGGAUUUUUUAAUCAACAUGUGCCCUUCAUUUGUAGACGCUCUUAUUGACGUCAUCAAGUUCUUUCGGUGGGAGAAAAUGUUCUAUUUAUACGACAGAAACGAUGCAAUAUGGCGCCUACAGAAGAUUUAUCAAGCGUUUGGUGAAGUAGAUGAAAUUUCAGGCUGGACCCAGCCGGAUAUUGAAGCUAUCCGUGUACCUAACGUUAGAGACAGCAGAGACCUUCUACAGAAGCUAGACAAACAGUUCAAACUAGAUGCUAAAAUUUUCGUCCUCGACUUUCAUUCAAUAGCGGAUUACAAUGCUCUUAUGAAACAGAUAGUACAAGUCGGAAUGAACAAAGAUGGAUAUCAUUACAUUUUAGGAACGCUGGAUAUAAAUGGCUUGGAUAAAUCUAUAUGGAAGUCUUACAAAUAUGGCGGUGUCAAUGUAACAGGUUUCCAGCUUGUAAAGCAUAUUCAUCGCCGUGGUAUACCACUUGGUCUGUUAGAUGAAAAUGGAAAAAUAUCGGUAGAAGCGGCUCUCAAUGUGGAUGCCGUCGCAGUUCUCACUACAGCCAUUAUAAAAAUGAUUCAGCAAAAAAUCAUUAGCUUUCGCCGAGGUCAGCUUUAUAUGAAUAUGAGUUGCUCCUCAAAUCCAGUACAAGUCAUGGAAAAUGGACAAUCUAUUUUACAAACAAUAUUGAACGUUACACUUGAAGGAUCUAACAAAGGUCUUUCGGGAAAGGUAGCAUUUGAUGAAUAUGGGAACAGAAGGGGUUAUAAAUUAGACUUAUAUCAUUUAAGUUUCAAAUCGGAACUGCGAGAGGUGGGAUAUUGGGAGGAAGGUGUUGGGUUGAGAGAUAUGGCCAUUAAUCGAAAUGUUGACAACAAUGUAGAAAAAUCAGCCAAUGACACAAUGAUUGUAACAACCAUUAUUAGUGAGCCAUUUGUACAGCUGAAAGAUGAUGAUAACGGAAGUUCUCGCACUGGGAACGACAGGUUUGAAGGAUACUGUAUAGAUAUGAUGAAACUGUUAGCAGAAAAAAUAGGAUUUAAUUAUACAAUAAAAAUAGUUGAUGAUGGUGCGUACGGAUCUCCAGUGACAGAAAAUAAUAAAACAUCAUGGAAUGGGCUUAUUGGAGAGUUGAUCAGAAAGGAAGCUGACAUAGCUCUGGCUAGUUUAACAAUAACAAUGAAGAGACAAACCGCAGUUUACUUCACCAAACCGUUCAUGAGUACUGGAAUUAGUAUCAUGAUAAAGAAACCUGAAAAAGAGAGGCCUUGGGUAUUUUCAUUUAUGCAACCUUUAUCAUUUGAAGUUUGGGGAUGUAUAAUGUGCGGAUUCUUUGCUGUGAGUUUUAUUCUAUAUAUGGUGGGACGAUUUAGUCCAUUUGAGUGGAGGAAUGGUGACAAUGGGGAGAAAGCCCCUUCAGAUACAUUUUCGUUUGGAAACAAUAUUUGGUACACAUUAGGAGCAUUAUUACAACAGGGACCGGAUGAGUUUCCGAGAUCGCUUUCAGGUAGAGUUCUUGCAAGUGCCUGGUGGUUUUUCACACUCAUUAUUAUAUCAACAUAUACAGCGAACCUAGCGGCGUGUUUGACGUUCGAAAGACUGAUAACACCCAUUAAUUCUGUAGAUGAUUUAGUGAAACAAAGUAGAAUAAAAUAUGGAACGCAGGCGUCAGGAGCAACAUAUGAUUUCUUUAAGGAUUCGAAUGUGACAGUCUAUAAAACAAUGUACGAGGUUAUGAAAUCAACAUUCCCCUCUGUGUAUGAACAUGACGCAGUUUCAGGGUGGGAUAGAGUCAUCAAAGGAAGGGGAAAAUAUGCUUUUCUCCUAGAAUCAUCCAGUAAUAAUUACUACAAUCAACGCAAGCCUUGUCAAACAAUGAAAAUAGGGAGGAAUUUAGAUGAAAAGGGAUAUGGUAUCGCAACUAGGAAAAAUUUUCCCCUGGGUUCACAAUUGAAUAUAGCUCUAUUAGAAAUUAGAGAAAGGGGCGACCUGCUGAAGUUAGAACAAAAAUGGUGGUACCAGAAGGGACAGUGUGCUGGUAGCAGUGGUGGGGGUAAAGGAAAGAAAGGGCUGAAUUUAAGUAACGUUUCAGGAGUAUUCCAUAUAUUGAUAAGUGGACUUGUUUUAGCUGUUUUUAUAUCCAUCUCUCAACUUGUGUGCCAUUCUUGUAUCAAAUCACGCUCUAAAAAGAAUAAAUAUAAAGUAAACAACGACAUAAAAGUGCUCGAGGAGGAGCCUCUAUCCGGAAGUCAUUAUCGGAAGCCCCCAGAACAACGUUAUAACACAUUUUAACGUAACGCUCUCAACGAUGACGUUGGAUAGGACGGAACACAUGUUUCAGCGAAUUUUGCUAUAGUAAAGAACCAACCUAUGCCUUAUGAAAAUAUUCGCAGGAGAACAAAUGUGGAAAAAUGCAAUACAUAUUUACAUAUCUCAUAAUAAAAUAGUUAAAUCAUUGGAGACACAGCUAAGAACUCGCCUUUUUUUCAAACAUUUUGCGUCAGUUUGAAACUUAACAUUAUAUUACAGCAUACAACAACAUUUUUACAGUGUAUCAGAACAUGCCCAUGAAAAGAAAUCUGGAAGAAAACAAAGAAAAUAUUACUAAUUGUUUUCUAUAAUACUAAAAAAUUAUCUCAACAAGUUAC